AAUGCAGAAGGGGGCGGGUCUUAAUCCCACCCUUUGGUUGGAGCCCCGCCCACAUUCAGUCAAGCGGAUGUACACUCUCGUGCCGACAGAGAUCAGUGUGUUUCCUCUAUAGACAAACGAAGGGAUUGUUAUUAAUAUUUGUCCGCCAUGAUGUUCAUAUUCCUGACAGUUUUCUGUGUUGUCUUUGGUUCUUCCGAAGGUAUUGAUCGCAAGGAAUUGUGCGUUGGCUCAAGUGCAAUGCUACCACAUCGGUGUGCACCCAGUCUCUAUAAUGGCCCGCUGUAUUUUACUCCAACAAAUGGCAGACAAAAGAAAUUACUGAUGGAUAAUAUGGAGGCUAAGGAUCCACGGCUCAUAAUUAAACCAGACUCAGUUGUACUGACAAAGUUGACUGAAACAGAUGAUGGGUCUUUUGCGAUUUCUGGUGCUGAUGGAAAGUUCAUAGAUGUGUUCAUCGUGAAGAUUUUGGACUGUACCACAGAAAUCUCAAAGAUUUAUGGGGAGGAUUUGGAGUACAAGCUUCCUCAAGAUUUUGAGAUCCUGGAGUUCACUCGGUUUCACCAACUACAGGAGACAUUGAUUCUGUGGAAUGGCACAUACUCUUUUGGAGGAAAAGUACAAGUGAGAAAACAGGAUGUUAGGUUGCCCCUUCUCACUCAGGCAGACAAUGGCUUCUACAACUUCAUGAAAAAAGACAGAACUUUGGUGACAAGACUCCGACUCUCUGUAGAAGGUAAUACCAGUUUUUAUGAAAGCGAAUUGAAAGCAUCCGUGUUUAUUGCAUACCCAAAGUUUUUUGGAGCAUGGACUGUGAAGUUCUAUCGAGACGAUGAAGGAGAAAAUGUAACCGUGAUAAGAAGGGGAGUUUUGAUCAGGAGCAACAACCCUCUUCUUCAAAGAAUUCAACUUUUGGAGUUUGGGUUUAAAAUUAAUCGCAUACAAAAGACAGACUCUGGGAUCUUUGAGUUCAGAGAUGUUGCCGGAAACCUGGCUUUGACCUCGCAUUUGACUAUCGUUGAAUCUCACCAUUCGGUGACAUACACUGUUGUUGCUGUUGUUUGUGCCAUUUCGGGAAUUCUCUACUUUUUAUGUCGCAAAAGAAGAUGCUGUAAAAAUACUUCCACUACGACUGCUGAACCUGUCCAGACGACAGCAGGACUUAACACAUAUUACCAUGAUGGAAAUGAGCCUGUAGGUCCAGAAUAUUCAGCAGCAGCUUAUCCUCCUCAGCCCACCAAAGAUGUGGUUUCUCAUGAACCUGCCACCGCCUUCCCUGGGCCUUUGGGUGGAAAUCAGCCUGCAGGUCCAGGAUAUUUCCCACCACCUUAUCCUGCAAUGUAUCCUCCUCAGACAGUGAACGCUGUUGUUUCUAAUGAACCUACAGUUGCCUACUCUGGACCUGUGACUACAGGUCCAGGAUUUUAUGCUCCACCCAAUCCUGCAGCUUUCCCUCCGCCAGUAGGGAAUGUUGGGAUGUCUCAUGAUGCAGCUGCUUCCUCUGGACCUGUGGGUUUUCAUCCAGUAAAUAUGAAUGUGAACAUCUCCCAGAGUGAGGUGACACCACCAACCAAAGAGUCAUGUGCUCCACCUUCAACCUUUGGUUCCGACAUGUCGUUUGAGUUGAAAGGACUGAAUUUGCCUUCUGAUCUCCCACUUAGUUCAGAAAGCCCAUCCACUAAUGUCAACAAACCAAAUGAAUUUAACUUUUUAUAAUAAGCAUGCCAUAAAACUAGUAAUGUAUACUAAUUCAGUUUCUGGCUGAAUUUUUAAACAAUGUACUGAAUGCUGACUAAAUAUGAAACUGGCAUGAUAGAUGUGUGUUUUUUGGUGUUUAUAUUUUACAUAUACUUCAUAACUUGA
Messenger RNA from Oryzias melastigma (Indian medaka), 1860 nucleotides. RefSeq lists its product as uncharacterized. The record is from RefSeq and is a predicted model, not a curated record. NCBI's taxonomy places the organism in Eukaryota, Metazoa, Chordata, Actinopteri, Beloniformes, Adrianichthyidae. The transcript is spliced from 12 exons. The coding region runs from base 148 to 1713 and encodes 521 amino acids.